Gadus morhua (Atlantic cod) is the source of this 2117-nucleotide messenger RNA. RefSeq names its product MAD2L1 binding protein (gene mad2l1bp). Gene Ontology annotation, cellular component: nucleus. Lineage: Eukaryota; Metazoa; Chordata; Actinopteri; Gadiformes; Gadidae. Bases 221 to 1414 code for a protein of 397 amino acids. Gene Ontology annotation, biological process: regulation of exit from mitosis. The record is from RefSeq and is a predicted model, not a curated record. The transcript is spliced from 3 exons.
CGGAACCAACCCGGAGGCAUGUUGCUUUAAAAAUUGCCGCCGUAUAGGAUUAUUGGAUACCACUGUCUCCUUUACUUUCGUAAAGGUUUCUCAAGAGUAAACUAUGCUAAAGCAGGGUUAAAGAAAGCAUCGACGCUCCUUUCCUAUUAGCAUUUUUAGAAUUCGAAACACAUUUCCUCCAACCACUUCCGGUUCAUCUCCAUAGAUAAGGACAUUUCUUAUGCAAGAAAGAGAAUUCGUAGAGGUCCCGGGGAUAUUCAAAACAAUGGCCGAGGGGUCGAUUAUACAACUUUCUAAAGGAGAUUUAGAAGAUGGCACUAAAACACACAGCGUUACAACUAGAAGCAAAGAUUACGGGUGCUCGUUGUUAGAAAAGGAGAGCAGUUUGGUGAGUGAGUCGAAUAUGAAUGGCGGAGUUCCUAUCGUAGAAACCUGCACUGACUCACACACAACACCGAGCCGAGCUUCAGAAAGUGAAGGACCGCACUCCUUAACGCAUAGGGACAUACACGGAGGCUUGGAAAAGACUACGAGGGCAAGCCAAGUAGACGCUGCCCUGUCGGUGGACACACUGGAUCCACAAACGCAUAAUGUGAACGACGAGGAAAACAACUUGGUGUCUACCAGACUCAACGAGUCGGAUGAUGCUAUAGAUGAGGAUGUAUCUUGUCAUGUAAGUAAACCUGACAACAAAGGGCUAAGUGACGCUGAGAUCGUGAGAAGAGCGCACGAAGAAGGCCGGAUAGAGGUAGUUCUGCCUGGCAGUGUGACUCAGGAGGGCUGCUGUCGUUUCGUCAGUGAAAUCCUCAAGUGCAUCCUCUACCAGAGACAGCAGUUGCCCAUGACCUAUGACCAACUUGUGUUUACUCAGAAGAAAACAAACGCUCCAAUUCAUAAAAAGGAGGUGGUGAACUCGAGGCCAACAGACUUUAACAGGCGAAAGUGUCAACGCACAGUCGAGGAUCUUGAGGUGCUGUUGGAGCACUUGGAGCUGUUGUUCUCCCUCAGCCUGGUUCCCCGGGUUCUGCUUCUAUUGGGCGGUUCCCCUGUCUUGCCCCAAGAGCUGUACGAGGUCAACAUGGAAGGGCUGGUGCUGGCCGCUGGAGACGGGAGCCUGCGCGUCUCGUCCUGUUUGAGGCAGCUCUUUCGCACUAUUUUUGUUUCCGACCUUUUGUCCGAUGUCCGGCCAGUCCGCCUAACGGCGACGACGGUCCUGGUUCUGGCUCACAGGGAUUGUGAAGUGGGAUGGUUCCGGCCUAAAUUGGACUUUAAGGUGCCCACAAGGGUAAAGCGGCAGAUUAUUGCACUGUCAACCGACGCAGGUAUCGGUAGCAGUCCCCAGAAAGAGGAGUCCAACUGGGAGGACUAUGUAUGGUUUCAGGCCCCUGUCGCCAUCAAGGGAUUCAGCAAAUAAAAGGAUGAUUACAGAUUCCCACUGGGAAAAGAAGUUUAUGAAUUCAUUUUACCUGGAUUGGGGGUCAUUCCAACUUCAGAACAGUAUAAAUUGUAAAGAAUUAUGAAUUAUUAUUUUAACAAAAGAUAUGUGGUUGCCUUUUGCUUUGGCUGUGAUUUAAACUAAAGUGGAAGAUUAGCGUGUAUUUAACAUUGCUGGGUGCUAUCCAAACCUUGGUGCUAUUGCUUAUUUUAUAAUAUUGUAUCAAGUCUAUUUGGAUAUAUUCAUGAAAGACGAAUAAAAAGUUUCAUUCUAUAGGAAUUACAAUUAGGGCAUUUGGCAGACGGCUUUUAUCCAAAGCGACUUACGUUGGUUAAUAAACACAUUGACACACCGCUGCAGAGUCCACCAUGCAAGGCGACAGCCAGCUCGUCAGGAGCAGUUAGGGUAAGUGUCGAGCUCAGGGACACAUCGACACUCAGCGAGGAGCUGGGGAACGAACUACAAGGCGACUGCUCUACCUCCUGAGCUAAGCUGAAUAGUCUCCUUCUGGUUCAGUAAAGGUAUAUGAUUAUACCUUUACUGUGUUGCGCCACUACUGCUGUAUUGGAGGACUCGUCUUAUUUUGUUACAAUUGCAAAAUGUUAUCUAUAACUUUUCCUGCGAGACUUGAGUAAGUAUAGAUUAUAUCAGUGAAAUAUGUUUCAAUGACAGUUGGCAAUGU